AAUUGUGGUUGCCUAGCAAGUUUCACAUCCACGGCGCAAAGUUACAGACGAGUGUGUGAGUCGACUGGUGUUUGCGCUGUAAACUACAGACGCACUGCACUAUUUCACAGGACUUUUUCCCCAUCGAGGUCCAGGUGGCAACACUGACGGGGCAAGAUGUCAGUCGCGGGAUUAAAGAAGCAAUUUUACAAAGCAAGUCAGCUGAUGAGUGAGAAGGUUGGGGGUGCAGAAGGAACUAAACUGGAUGAAGACUUCAAGGAACUGGAAAGGAGAGCAGAUAUAACCAGCAAAGCAGUGGUCGAAGUCAUCAAUAAAACCUCAGAGUACCUUCAACCCAACCCUGCAACUAGAGCAAAGCUGUCUAUGCUCAACACAGUGUCCAAAAUCCGCGGGCAGGUGAAAAGUCCAGGCUACCCUCAGCCUGAGGGCCUCUUGGGAGAAUGCAUGACCAAAUAUGGGCAAGAGAUGGGCGAGGACAAUAACUUUGGUGGGGCCCUAGUAGACAUAGGAGAGUCGAUGAAAAGGAUGGCAGAGGUCAAGGACUCUCUGGAUAUUGAUGUAAAGCAGAACUUUAUAGAUCCACUCCAGGCAGUUGCUGAAAAAGACAUCAAAGACAUCCAGCACCACCUGAAAAAGCUAGAAGGCCGCCGUCUGGACUACGAUUAUAAAAAGAAACGUCAGGGAAAAAUCCCAGACGAAGAGAUCAGGCAGUCUCUGGAGAAAUUCCACGAGUCCAAGGAGAUGGCAGAGAGCUCCAUGCACAACCUGCUUGAAACAGAUGUGGAGCAGGUGAGUCAGCUGUCAUCUUUUGUGGAGUCUCUACUGCAGUACCAUAAACAGGCCACGCAAGUACUGGAGGAGCUUUCUGAAAAACUGAGAGAAAGGGUGAACGAGGCUCAGUCUAGGCCAAGGCGUGAAUACACACCAAAACCCAGGCCAGUCAUUGACUUUGGAGAGGCUGAGAACACCAAUGGAGGAUAUUCCCCACCUGCAUCAAGCCCUCCAGCCUACUCUGCAGCUCCAGCACAAUAUCCAGGUCCAUCCUUCCAAAGAACCUCGAUCAAGAACAGACCGUCUGAGCCAUGCUGUAAAGCCCUGUAUGACUUCGAACCGGAGAACCCCGGAGAACUGGGCUUUCAUGAGGGCGACAUCAUCACACUGAUCAGUCAAAUCGAUGAAAACUGGUAUGAGGGAUCCCUUCAUGGGAAAUCCGGCUACUUCCCCAAGAACUAUAUUGAAUUGGUGGUGCCUCUGCCAUACUGAAAGCAACAAGGAAAGGACAGGAUAGCACAGGGAAGACAAUGAUAAAGAUGGAUGAUAGACGAUUAUUGACACUCAAUAGUCGAAAAAAUCUUGUCUUGUAAUUAAAGGGCAAACCUCUCAAAACAGGGAACUAAAUUUUGUCAAGCUUUUUAACUAAAGUGAAGAUUUUGUAAAAUUAAGAUGAAAAAUGUAAUUUUAAAAGCAGUUGUGAAAGAGGGUUAUUAAAAAAAAAGACAGCGUAAUGUUUAGGUGCAUUUACCAUACCCUGAGGCUUCAUAAUCAUUCUCUACACACUUGUGCACUUUGUACACUACACCUUAUCACAGAGAGUGAUAAAAUUUGAAGAGUGAAGACAUUUAUCAUGACAGUGAACACUAAGAAGUGCAACUACGUUAUUCCUAUUUCUAAACCCAGUUAAUAAUUUAAACAUGGCAUGUUUUGAUCUUGGUACACUAAAUCAUAGUUUUUAGGUCUGUCUAGCUAAAACCAAUGCUGCCUACAGUCACAGAUUAUACCUUAGUCUCAUGAAGGAUUGAAUAUUCACUUUGUGUUGAAGCUGUUCAAAAGAAAAGUGUAAAUUCAUCGAUAAAGGAUCUGUUUUGUGUUCUAAUCAUUUUGUCCACCUGAUUCUUAUCAAUGAAGUGUGAAUAAAUAUUAGAACCUCCAGACAGUAUAACACAACACUAAAGCAAAUUGCAACACAGCUGGUUACUUUUAACUAAAUCUACCUAAUAAACUGUAGCUGAAGGUAUUGUUCAUAAUGGUACUGCACAUGCAUGUAUUUUUGUAUUCUUUUACACUCCUAGUUUUCACAUCUUUGCCUACAGGCUUUAGUACUGUUUUGGGUGACUCAUUGAAGUCAACAUGGAGAACUGCCUGCCAUGUGCCACGUUCAUGUUUAUCCUCUACUGCCAUCUGGUGGCCAUAUGAGAUAUCAUUCAUAGUGUCACAUGUCCUCUGUUAGUUCAUAUUUUUCUUUAGCACAAAAAGCUUUAAAACACCUGGAGCCAAACAGCAGUGAACAUGGAAAGACUGGCUGCUUGUGUGUAACCUUUUUUGACCUGACAAUUGUUAACGUGUUUCCAGUUAUUUAAAUUUCUUGAUGUCUUUUGCUGCACUCCAUCUGCUUGUCGUUUAGAGGUGAUGCCAAAGAAAAGUUGCAUAUCAUCAAAUAUCCAGAUGCUGCCAUUUGUUAUAUAAGAAAAUGUGUUAUAUCUAACCUUAAGACUUUUGUACACAAUGAUGCCAAAUAUUGUUAAAUAUCAGACAUAAUUGACAUAAAAAUAUUUUUUCGUUUUGUCUUUUUUUUUUUUUUUUUUUUUUUUUUUUUUUUACAAUGGACAUGACUCCCUCCUGGCCCCAAAUAUUUUACAUUAUGAUACAAAGCCAUUUAUUUUCUCAGGCUCUGUUGAUACUGCUGGCAGUGUCACUUUCAACUCUUUUGUAGGCUCUUAGUGAACUGUCAGUCUGUUUUGUUUUCUCCCUUCGUUAUUUCGGGUAUGUUUGCCUUAGUGCCCUAACCUGUAAUUUAGAGCAUGGAAAUUAAUCUGAUGUGUUUUGGGUGUUUCUGUAGUUGCUUCAGUUUUCAUGAUGAAACUAUGCACCAGAGCUGACAGCAAAUGCUGCCCCACGUCUGUUGUGUACAGAAGUUUGUAAUAAUGAGAAAGACCUUUACACAAUGGCUGGGAAUUGCUGGUUUCAGUUUCAAUUAAGUCUUUUACAAGGAGACUGAGAAGUGUGAGGGUCUGUAUUAUUCACUAAAAUGCUAACUUUCUCCUCUUGUCAUGAUCCCCUUGUUAACCCGCCCCCGCUCCAGUCAUCUCACCCAUCGCUAUUUAAACGGGGAGUGGAACAGACAGGUCUUUUCAGCAGAGAAGGGCACACAGCAGUGGAUUAUGCCCUCCCCCACUACUCUUUAUUCACCACCUGCCUCUGUACCCCUAACCCCUUUCAUAUUAUUUACCCCAUCCCUGUCCCAUGGUGCCUCUGGAGCAGUCUCAGGUCCACCCCUGAAAUAAUCUUCUUUGUUAUCGUAGUAUGUGCCUCUUAAUGUUAGGUUUGCAUGUGUCUUAUGUUAUUCAUGUUAAGUGUAGGGCCAUGCGUUGGCUGUGUUGAGUAAUAAUCUAUGUGGUUCAGGUGUAGGUUUACAUGCCUCAUUACACUAAAUCAAAAGCCUAGAGUUAGAGGGGGAGGAAGGGUCAUGGGCUCAGCUUGGGCUAUUAUGUGGCUUGUAUAAUAUUGAUGAUGAAUAAUGUUGUUGAACAAAGGGGUGAGAUCAAUUUUUGUGUGCUGCUGUCACAGUUGAAAUAGUUGUCUGAAUGCUGCAGAUGACAUUUAUUACAACACUAUAUUCUGUGAUAGCAGAGGCAAAAGUGUCUUUUACAAUAGUAAUUAAUGAAGUAUUAUCUGACUUUGAAGCUCUUUUUAUUAUGCACAAUCUUAAAGAAAUUAUCUGUAUUAAGAUGUAACUGCUUUGCAUGUGUCUACUACAGCCUCAGUCUUAAGCAAUUUCUUAUUUUUGUAACUGUGACACUGCGGGGAGACUAGAAGUGGGAUUAUCCUGGAUUAUCUAUAGGAUAUAUGGAUUACCUCUGUACUAAGUGUAAUCUUCAGUGCAUUGUAUAUUUUUGUUAUUAUAUAAAGGGGAGUGAAUGCUGUUCAUUCAUUUCUUUGAAUAAAUAUGAAACCAUUUA
Messenger RNA from Sphaeramia orbicularis (orbiculate cardinalfish), 3956 nucleotides. Its product is annotated as endophilin-A2-like. The record is from RefSeq and is a predicted model, not a curated record. The coding region runs from base 157 to 1263 and encodes 368 amino acids. Gene Ontology annotation, cellular component: cytoplasm; presynapse; glutamatergic synapse. Gene Ontology annotation, biological process: synaptic vesicle uncoating. Lineage: Eukaryota; Metazoa; Chordata; Actinopteri; Kurtiformes; Apogonidae. The transcript is spliced from 9 exons. Gene Ontology annotation, molecular function: protein binding.